This is a messenger RNA of Mercenaria mercenaria, 4501 nucleotides long. RefSeq names its product myotubularin-related protein 9-like. The transcript has 15 exons. The record is from RefSeq and is a predicted model, not a curated record. Lineage: Eukaryota; Metazoa; Mollusca; Bivalvia; Venerida; Veneridae. The coding region runs from base 180 to 1859 and encodes 559 amino acids. Gene Ontology annotation, biological process: negative regulation of autophagy.
UUUACUUCCGGUUGAAUAUCCUAAUUGCAUUUUGACUGAUUUCGGGCUGAUUUUACCAAAUUUUGUAAUAGUUUUAUUGAAAAUUGAGCUGAUACAUAUCAAACAUUUUUUUCUUACAUAAUAUAAGUCCAAUUUUCUCUUCAAUGUCGCUGGUUGACUUGUGUUGAUCUAGAUGAAGAAUGGAGUUUGCAGAAUUCAUAAAAACACCAAUGGUUGAUGGUGUCACAUUGAAGAAACCAUUCUGUAAACCUGUGGAUGGGACACUGUGUAUCACUGGGCAUCAUCUCAUAUUGUCUUGUAGAAAAGAAAACAAGGAAGAGUUGUGGUUGCUACAUACAAGUGUUGACAGUGUAGAGAAGAGGUUGAUUGGUUCAGGGGGCGUGAUUUUUGUACGGUGCAAGGAUUUUACCCUUCUAUCCCUAGAUAUACCAUCAGCUGAAGAUUGUAUCAAUGUUGCUUACUCCAUUGAACAACUUUCAAACAUAGAUGAUGUUACUUUGAAAUAUCCAUUUUUUUACCGCCCUUCUUUUGAGAUCUUAGAGGACGGUUGGUCAGCAUUUAAACUGGAGGCAGAAUGGAGCCGCUACAAGGACUGUGCAGAAGAAUGGAGAAUUACUACUGCAAAUAAAGAUUAUAAGCUAUGUGCAACCUACCCAAAGUCAGUAUUUGUUCCAAAAUCUAUCACAGAUGAGAUGUUGAUAAAGGUGUCACAAUUCAGACAAGGUGGGAGGUUUCCAGUACUUAGCUAUUACCAUAGAGAUAGCAAGGCAGUGUUGAUGCGAUGUAGUCAACCUUUCACUGGACCAAGUGGGAAGAGAUGUAAAGAGGACGAGAAACUAGUCAAUGCUGUGUUAGGUAUAGGUAAACGUGGAUAUAUUGUGGAUACAAGAUCACAGAGUUUAGCCAAACAAGAACAGAAAACAGGUGGAGGUUAUGAACCAGAGGCCCACUACUCCCAGUGGAAGAGAAUAAACCAGUCUAUAGAGAGACGACAAGUCUUCCAUGAAUCUGUCAUCAAACUUAAUGAAGCUUGUUCAGACACUGGUGCCACACAAGAUAAAUGGUUGUCAAAGUUAGAGUCAAGUAACUGGCUGUCUCAUAUAAAAGAUAUAUUAACCUGUGCAUGUCUUGUAGCCCAGUGUAUUGAUAAAGAUUCUGCCUGUGUGCUGGUACAUGGAUCUGAAGGAGUCGAUACAACAUUACAAGUCACAUCUCUAGCACAACUUAUACUGGACCAUGACUGUAGAACUUUUACAGGAUUUGAAGCAUUGAUAGAGCGAGAAUGGCUACAGGCUGGACAUCCAUUUGCUGACCGUUGUGCCAAGUCUGCAAAUGCAAUAACUAAAUAUAGACAAGAGUCUCCAGUAUUUCUGCUAUUUUUAGAUUGUGUUUGGCAGAUUUGGCAACAGUUCCCUUGUUCCUUUGAGUUCAGUGAAGAUUUUCUAAUACUCCUGUUUGAGCACGCCUAUUCCUCGCAGUUUGGCACAUACCUUGGUAAUUGUGACCAGGAGAGAAGAAAUCUUAAACUAGAGAACAGGACAAUUUCUUUAUGGUCCUACCUGAACAGACCAGAAGUGUUAGCUGGAUAUUUGAAUCCCAUGUAUGAUCCUAACCCAGCUGUUAUCUGGCCUUCAGUGGCCCCUCAAAGUUUGUGUUUAUGGAAUGGACUGUAUCUAAGGUCACAUGUGAACCAGGCAAAACAGACCGAGGCUUGGACUGAAAUUUCCAAGAUUAGAGAGUAUGACAAAGAACUGAGGUCAAAGGUCACCAAAUUGCGCAGGCAGUUAGCAAGUCUGGAGAAAGAAGCUGUGAGCGCUGGUGUCAUUCUACCCACUACACUAGAUGCUGACCUUAAUUAACUGACAACCACCACACUAGAUGCUGACCUUAAUUAACUGACAACCACCACACCAGAUGCUGACCUUUAUUAACUGGCAAAAAAAACCAACAAUAAUUUCAUUACAGUCAAGAAGAUGUCAAUUCUUGCCAGUGUUCAAGCUCUGUUAACAACACUAUGAAGAGCAAAUAGUUCCCUAAAGUAACUUACAUUUUCUUUCGUGUUAAUGAAUUUCUAAGAAAAUCUCUAAAAGAACCAAAACCUUCAUACAAAAAGGCUUCUCUGUGGUGUUUGCGCUGGUAAGGUUGCAAAAUAAGUGAAAAGUUUAAAAAAACGACAGUAUUUUUUAUGCCCAGAAGUAAGGCAUGUAGUAAUCGCACUUUAUAUAGUUUGUUAGUUUUUCCGUCCCACCGAAACUCUGCUUGUCUCAGCGAUAAGUUUUAAACAAUAGAUUCCGAUGUUAAGCGUGACAUCUUUGAUAAUUCUUUGAUAAAAAUCUGUAAUGGAGUACUGUAGAGUUCAGUGCAAUUUUGACUUGUUAAUAAAUGUUGAAGUUUGCAUUCGGGCAAUAAGUUGUAACAGUUGAAAGUAACUUUCAAAUAACAACACAAAAAAACUUGACAGCAGUUUGGAGGUUAUACUCCUCUAAAUAUCAAGUAAGUCAUACUUAACACAGCAAUAUUGUUGAAUUUGUUUAUUAAACAUUUGUUUUUGCUAGCAAAUUAAAGUCUUGUAAAUGCAUUUUAUAAAUUGUUGUGUAGGUAUUCGCUCUGUUUAGAUGUUGAUGUUAAUCUAAUGGCAGAGUAAUAAAUCUAAAGUAGUUUGAAAGAAAGUAAUCUAAAUAUUGUAAUAUUGUAUAUGUAUUAAAACAAAAUAGAUUACAAGCCAAUGAGUUGAUACAGAAGAGUACUGCAGUUCUACUAUGUAAUCAUUUAAUUUUGUUUGCAUAAAGUUUUGCAGUUUUGGUUUGACAGCCUAGUCUGUAAUAUUGUAAAUGGACCUCAGUGCUGUGUUGUAUUUGUUAAGAGUUUUUACAUUCCAUUGAUUAUAUAUUGUAUUGUUAUUUGUAUAUAAGUAAACAUAGGUAAUGCCAGUUUUCUGCGAAACAAAAACAAAAAACCCCCAAAAAACUGGCAUUAAAGAUCUACAUAUCCAAAUAUUUAUCAUUUUUAAAGGAAGGAAUGCCUAAAAUGAGUUGAUUGUAUAUGAAAGUCAUUGUCCAGCAAUUGCUAACAAUGAAAGAAUUUUUAAAAUUGAAAAAAUAUUGAAAACAAUAUGGUAGUUCGAACUUUAAGAAAAUGGCUAAACAUGGAGACAGCCGUUUUAGUACUUAUGACGUCUUUUACGCACUGCUGAUUUUUUUUUUUUAUAGUAAAUAUCACUUAAAACAGAUUAAUUGCUCUUUUCUGUUUAAGUUGAGAUGUACACGUGGAUCAUAAUCCUUCCUAUCCAGUUAGAAAAUGUUGAUAGAUUAUUUUUUAGAAUUAAGGAAACACAGUUCAAAUAACUCUGUUUUAUUUUAUAUUGCCAGGGAAUCAAAAUGGCUUGUAUUUUGAUCAUAAUUUAACAUGACGUCUAACUGACCAAUCAGUGAGCUGCAUCUUCAUACUGAUUUUGAAAAUUCUUUCUUGGCCUUAAAUGAUCCAAGAAGAAGACGUCACCUUAGAGAUAGAAUGAACAUUAGACAGACAAUGCUUUUCUCUUUAGGAUGGCUAGUUUUUAGACUUUUGGUUCUAAUGAAAAUUCCUGUAAGUGUUGUUAAGAUUUUCAAUGAAUUUUUCUACAUUGUGUUAAUUUAUUAACCUGAACUUCAUUUUUUUAAACUCCUUUUUGUAAAAAUGAUUGUUAGGUUUGGCUUAGUCAUAGUCUCUACUCCGUCUAAACAGCUGAUUGCAUGUAUUGACAUGCUGCUGUUUGACUGAGGCUCGAUAGGGGUAGCUGAAUUCGGAGCUCUGUGUAUAGAUCUAGGUUUGGCAGUGGCUCUAUAAGCAGUGCAGUUCCUUAAAUUUGAGCAAAAUCAAUAAAUAUUAUACAAUAUUUUUACAUAUUUUAUAUUUAACACUGGUUUUCACUUUUGUAUUAUUUCUUACUUUAAGAUAUACACUUUGCAUCAAAGUCUUUAGUACACAGAUACGAAGAUACUGAAUACUGUAAACCUGUCUGUGAAUAGUUUAUUUAAAUACUGAUUUCUCCCACCCGACCCAGAGGAGGACAUUUUACAAGUUGACUUUUCAAUAAUGCAUAAAACACAUCAUUAAAUAUAACUGAAAUUAACUUUUAAGUUAACUCAGCUGCUUGAAAGUUCACACAAGUUGCAAGAAUUAUGUGAAAAUGAGGGAGUGAAAUUUUGUAGUAGGGGGAUUUUUUUCCUACAUUCACUGAAGUUACCAGCAUAUAACUUGGUAGUUAAGAUAUACCGGUACAUGUACUGACUAAUGUCAUUUAAAAGGAAGAAAAAGCAAAUAGAAGAAUAAAGAAGAAAGGAAAAUGUUGUGAAAUAUAGAUUGAGGACAAAUGGAAAACUGUCAUAUGACAUUUAAUUUCAUGUAGAUCUCCAUGUUUAAAGGCACAUAUAUUGUCAAAUGCUGUUCACUUUGGGCUUUGUGCAAUAUUUAUUUCACUUUUUUUAUCUGUGAUUAAAAGUUAAACAAACGCCUGACGUUA